Molecule: messenger RNA, 3570 nt
Organism: Trachemys scripta elegans
Lineage: Eukaryota; Metazoa; Chordata; Testudines; Emydidae
Product: zinc finger protein 271-like
Exons: 1
Coding region: 12-1526 (504 amino acids)
Biological process (GO): regulation of transcription by RNA polymerase II
Cellular component (GO): nucleus
Molecular function (GO): DNA-binding transcription factor activity, RNA polymerase II-specific; RNA polymerase II transcription regulatory region sequence-specific DNA binding
Source: RefSeq, a predicted model, not a curated record
GUGACGCCAGGAUGGCGAGUGAGAACGGGGAGGAGAAGCCCCAGCAGGAUACUGGUGAUCCAGGAGGACGUUUGCUGUGGUUGGCCAAAGCCGGUGAGAGUCAGUCCAGGGCGGAGGAACCCGUCAGGAGCUGCUCACACCGUAUGAGGCACCGGAGCGUCCUCAUGGGCGAGAGACCCUACCCAUGCUCUGAGUGUGGGAAAAGCUUCAGCCAGAGCUCCUCUCUUAUUAGACACCAGAGAAUCCACACAGGCGAGACCCCGUUCGCAUGUGCCGAGUGCGGGAAACGCUUUAGCCAGAGCUCUUCCCUGGUCACCCACCGGAGAAUCCACACCGGCGAGACGCCCUACGCCUGUGCCGAGUGCGGGAAAAGCUUCCGGCGGAGCUCAAACCUCAUCACGCACCAGAGAAUCCACACCGGCGAGACGCCCUACGCCUGUGCCGAGUGCGGGAAAAGCUUCCGGCAGAGCUCAAACCUCAUCACGCAUUGGAGGAUCCACACCGGCGAGACGCCCUACGCCUGCGCCGAGUGCGGGAAAUGCUUCAGCCAGAGCUCAACCUUCAUUCGACAUCAGACCAUCCACACCGGGGAGACUCCCUACGCCUGCUCCGAGUGCGGGAAAAGCUUCAAUCGGUGCUCUGCCCUGAUCACGCACCGGAGGAUCCACACGGGAGAGACGCCCUACAGCUGCGCCGAGUGCGGGAAACGCUUCAGUCUGAGCUCGACCCUCAUCGCACACCGGAGGAUCCACACCGGGGAGACACCCUACGCCUGCGCCGAGUGCGGGAAAAGCUUCCGGCAGAGCUCCAACCUGAACACCCAUCGGAGGAUCCACACCGGGGAGACGCCCUACGCCUGCGCCGAGUGCGGGAAACGCUUCAGCCAGAGCUCAACCUUUAUUAGACAUCGGCGAGUCCACACGGGGGAGACGCCUUACACGUGCUCUGAGUGCGGGAAAAGCUUCCGGCAGAGCUCCACCCUCAUCACGCAUUGGAGAAUCCACAUGGAAGAGGCCCCCUACGCAUGCUCCAAGUGCGGGAAACGUUUUAGCCACAGCUCUGCCCUUAUUAGACAUCUGAGGAUCCACACCGGGGAGACCCCUUACCCCUGCUCUGAGUGCGGGAAACGUUUCAGCCACAGCUCUGCCUUGACCACGCACUGGAGAAUCCACACGGGAGAGACGCCCUACAAAUGCUCUGAGUGCGGGAAAAGCUUCCGGCGAAGCUCCGGCCUCCGCACCCACUGGAGGAUCCACACCGGCGAGACGCCCUACACGUGCUCCGAGUGCGGGAAAAGCUUCAGCCACAGCUCCACACUGACCACCCACCGGAGAAUCCACACCGGGGAGACGCCCUACGCCUGCGCCGAGUGCGGGAAACGCUUCCGGCAGAGAUCCAGCCUCAUCACGCACCGGAGGAUUCACACCGGAGAGACGCCCUACGCCUGCUCCGAGUGUGGGAAACGCUUCCGGCAGAGCUCAAACCUUAUAUCUCAUCAGAGAAUCCACAUGGGGGAGACACGCUGAAUGUGCUCUGAGUGUGGGAAAAACUUCCGUCAUGGCGCAUCCUUCCUCUGACACCAGAGAAUCCCCACGGGUGAGAGACCCUAUAUGUGCUCCGAGUGUGGGAAAAGCUUCAGUGAGAGCUGUGCCCUUCUUAGGCAUCUGAGAAUCCACCCUGGAGAGACACCCUACACCAGUGGGUCUCAACCAGGAGUACACGUCCCCCUGGGGAUACGCAGAGGUCUUCCAGGGGGCACAUCAACUCAUCUCGAUAGCUGCCUAGCUUUACAACGGGCUACAUAAAAAGCGCGAGCGAAAUCAGUACAAACUCAGAUUUCCUACGGACAAUGACUUGUUUAUACUGCUCUAUAAGUUAUACAUUGAAAUGCAAGUACAAUAUUUCUAUUCCAAUGGAUUUAUUUUAUAAAUGUUAUGGUAAAAAUGAGAACAUCAGCACAUUUUUAGUACUAGGGUGGCCGGGACACUUUUGUAUUUGUAGGUCUGGUUUUGUAAGCAGGUGAGGUGAAACUUUGGGGGACGCAAGACAAAUCAGACUCCGGAAAGGGGUACAGUUGUCGGCAAAGGUUGAGAGCCGCUACCCUACAGAGAGCUCUCGCCUUAUCACACAUCAGAGACUCCCCAUGGGUGAGAGACCCAACACAUGCUCUGAGUGCGGGAAACGCUUUGGUCGAAGGUCAGGCCUUGUCGCCCACGAGCAUGGGCGGGGUGUAUCGUAGGCUGGGGCAGGCCGGGCCUCCCUGUGACCAAGUGGGGGAUUUUCUUAUCUUUUCGUGGUUUUCCAAUGGUUUGCAGGCAGAGGGGGUGGGACUCAGUGUCCCUGAGUGUUACUGGUUUAACGAGGGGAGGGAAGAGGAAGUUUGUGGUUACAGAGGACCGAAGAGGGAACUUGGGGCCCCAGCCAGUGGCCUGGAGGAGGGAUACCUGGUGACCUGACGACCCUCACCGGAGACCCAGCUCAGGAGUCGUAGCCAGUUCUGGCCAGUGGGAGGACAAUGGGCUGCGAAGAGAGGACCCCGGUGACCGGACCAGCCAGUUCCAGCCAGAGGGGGACGGAGAGGAGAGGAGGCCCAGAGGACCCUGUUUACCUGGAAAGAAGACAAUGGACAGAGGCGGGGCUUGGGGUGGCUGGGGCCACACAGCACUGGGGAGCCCCCGGGUGCUGGGGCUGGGAUCCUUUCUGUCCACUCUGUGGUGGGAGGCGCUGGGAGGGGGGGAGGUGCUGAUCAGGGCAGGCUGCCAGUUCUUUUUCCAUGGGUGCUCCAGCCCCAGAGCACCCACGGAGUCAGCGCCUAUGGGACAGAACGUCUCAUUCCCAGUUGUUCGCGUGUUGAUCAGAGUGGUAGGGGAAGAUUGCACAAUAACAAAAAGCAGCCCAGGGGAUAAACGUCAUUUCAGCCUCUCUUUCCCGAGGGAGAUCAGGGAUUCCCUCCUUCCGCAUCGCCAUCAAGAUCCCACUUCUCCAAUCCCAGCCCAGCCGUCCGCGUGAGCCGCAACAGAAUUUAUAAUCCCCACUUUCUACCCCUCCAGCUCCUGCAGUGCCACACGAUACAAAGUUCGCAGCCCUCUGCGGGUGAGUUUUCUCGCUCUCAUCCUAAAUCAAACUCACUGAGGCUGGAGGUGAAAGCGCUGGAGGGGGUGAUCAAUCCCUGUUUUAAUCCUGGUUUCUGUCCAUCGGAAAAGUAUUUCUGAGUUUUUUCCUGCUGAGCCGGGAUUCUUUGCAAGGUGGGAACGUUGGUUGUUUUCCCCCAUUACCGUGAGGCUAAAACUUUUUUGGGGGGAAAUAGGACUGGUGAAUAAUAAUGAAGUGGCUCUGAGUGAAGCAGGUUUGUCUGCACCAGGGGAGAAUACAAUCUUCUCAUUUUGAGUCAUCAGACGUCACCUGCUCUGGAAUUUCAUUUUAUAGGAAAUUUGAAAGUGUCUGACACCCCUUUGUGUGCUGGGGUUUCCUCUCUGUCCUGAUUGGUCAAAUAUUGGGAUAUUAGUUUUGUUUGACAGCCAGGGCCGGCUCUAGAAUUUUUGCCGCCCCAAGCAGAAACAAUUUUGGCAG